Messenger RNA from Xylona heveae TC161, 1382 nucleotides. RefSeq lists its product as hypothetical. The coding region runs from base 155 to 1279 and encodes 374 amino acids. NCBI's taxonomy places the organism in Eukaryota, Fungi, Ascomycota, Xylonomycetes, Xylonales, Xylonaceae. The record is from RefSeq and is a predicted model, not a curated record. The transcript has a single exon.
UAUUGUGAACUGUCCUCAGGCGGAAUUGCCUCCAACAAUAUCUACACUCUUUUCCAAUUGAUCACAAUUGAUCACACCACCGACCAAGCCUCGAGCUAUCAUUCAUAUCAUUCACAUUAUCCAUAUAUUUACUACAUCCAAAUAACGCUAGAAAAUGCACCAGAGCGCGCUCCUCAGCUGCGCUCUCACCACGACUGCUCUCCUCGACCGGCUCGGCGUGCCACACGCCUUCUUUGGCGGCUUCGCAACAACCGUCCUCGGCUGCCGCCGCGAAACAAAGGACAUUGACCUUGUCGUGUCCGUGUCCAAGGCCACCCUUGUCGCCCUGCUCUCCUCGCAUCCAGACUGGAUGGAGAUUCCCCACGCGCGGGACGACUACGUUGCAUAUCUCUGGAAAGGCCUACACCGGCCCUCUUCCUCCUCAUCCUUCACUUCGUCUUCUUCAUCCUCUUACGGCAGCACAGCAACCGGCCCACUCGUCCUCGUCGAAUUCUUUCCUCUUCCGCCUCCUGACUUUCGCAAGGCGUCCCCUUGCGUCUCGUCCUUUUCGUCUUCCUUUCCACACGACGACAUUUUCUUCCACUGCCCUUUCUCCUCCCCAUCAUCCUCAUUCUCCUCCAUCUCCUCUUCGUCCUCGUCUAUUUCCUCUUCGUCGUCGUCCUCGUCCUUUUCUUCCUCGUACUUCCCCAUGCCGCCGCUCCCCCUACUCUCCCCCGCGCGGCUCUUUGUCGGCAAACUCAGCGCCACGACGCGCCGCUCGAAACCGUCUGAUCUGCAGGAUCUGCUUUUCCUGCUGCGUCUUUUUCCGCACGACAUUGAGCGCGCCAUUCGCCAUCUGCGAACUUCUUCCUCUUCUUCUCUAUCCUCCUUCUCCUCUUCUUCUCUACCCUCCUUCUCCUCAUCCUACUCCUCUUCUUCUUCAUAUUCUUCCUCUUCCUCUUCGUCUUCGUUUUUACUACCGUUAUCGUCGUCAUCAUCGUCAUCUUCUGGCCGCCACCGCUCGUUUAGUCCCCUCGGCCGUGGUCGUAAAGCCAGCCCCUCACGCAUAGCAAAUCGCGACGCAUGGCUCGCGCUACAAUCACUCGCUGCGAAGUCGCCCGAACUCCGCGCGGCGGUGGGUCGGGCGGGGAUUAAACUCGUUGCGCGGCACAAGUCCGCGGCGAAGGCAGCGGCGGCGGCGGCAUCGGCGGCGGGGUCGAGAUUGGAACCGCAACCGCUUGGGCAGAUGAGGCACGUGUUGGAGACGGGGGCGGUUCAGAGGGGGAUCAUGUGUUGUUGAUUGAUUCCUCCCUUUCCUUCCCUUCCCGUCUCCUUAUCGGCCAUUUCUCCCCUUCCCUUCCCUUCCCUUCCUGUCUCUCGUUAUCUGCCAUUUCGUUUUAUUA